UCCCAUUCAUCACUUCUGCCAAUAUUUCAAUCCACUGUUAUCAAACACAGAGUAUUAUGGGAAUAAUUUGGAUAAGGGUGGACAAAGUAAGCUCUUACUUUGAUGUAAGUGCCAGGCGUGAAGAAUGAAAUGAAAGAACAAAACAUCCUUGUAAUCCUCGCACGUGAGUAAUCGCGCGCUCGUCACGUGACUGUCGUUUGCAGUCAUGGCUGACGACUACAGACGAAGCGUCGAGCUGGAGAGGAGGAUUUUUGAGUUAGAUAACAAGUGUGCCACUCUUCGGACGGAGAAACCAGAUGAUGACUACUUACAGAAUGCAUCUUCCAUACUAGACAAGUUGAAAACCCAUUAUAGACAUGGAGGAGAGAGCAGCAGCCUCCCUAAACUGCUGCAGGAUUAUACACAGGUUGUCUUGGACAUUACAUUCUAUGAGGAAAACAGGCUUGUAGAUCAGGAGUUUCCUGAGGACACUUCCCCUUUUAAAAUUCAGCAGUUACUACAGGACUUGACAGAGCCAGAGGUGUUAGCAGGGCGACUGGUACCUGCACAAGAGGUGCAGUCUGUGUUGGGGCUGGAGCUGCUGGAGUGCCUAUACUGGAGGCGUGGGGCAUUAUUAUAUAUGUACUGCCACACACUACACCAACGCAAGCAAUGGAUCAAGAAGAACAAAGCCACUUUCCUUAAGUGUCUUCAAGAAGGUGUGCGUUACCUUAUGAGAAUGUUGCAAGUGAGGAACUCAGUCAAGCUGAACGAUGGUGUGGUUUUUCAUGACUCUGCAACCGCCAAUUUUCUGGCAGAAGGUAUCUUUUCUGAUACUCACUUGCUUACAAUGAUGUACAUUGGUGAGAUGUGUUUCUGGGCAGUGAAAUAUGAGGACUGCAGCAUGGACACCACAGAGCGCAAAGAGGACAGGCUUCAUUUCCGAGAUAUUGGCACACAAAUCCUCCAUAAGUACGUGCUGGCAUGCGAGGGGCCACUUCAGGGUCAGGGCUGGAACACAGAGAAUGCCAAGGAGAUCCUUAGUAUUUUACAGUAAACCUAGAGAGAGCUUUUAGGAGAGGA
This is a messenger RNA of Sinocyclocheilus anshuiensis, 1062 nucleotides long. RefSeq names its product UPF0600 protein C5orf51 homolog. The record is from RefSeq and is a predicted model, not a curated record. The transcript is spliced from 6 exons. Gene Ontology annotation, biological process: mitophagy. Bases 206 to 1036 code for a protein of 276 amino acids. NCBI's taxonomy places the organism in Eukaryota, Metazoa, Chordata, Actinopteri, Cypriniformes, Cyprinidae.